AUGCCUAACACAACCAUUGUAACUACUUUUCUUCUGCUGGGUUUUUCCGACACUUGGGAGGAAAAUGUUUUGUACUUCACCCUUCUUUUAGUCAUUUACUUGGCAGCCUUGUUGGGAAACUUCCUCAUCAUCUCAGCUGUUCUUAUGGACCUGCAACUUCAUACACCCAUGUACUUCUUUUUGGUGAAUUUAUCAGUCGUUGACCUUGGGUCCAUAUCUGUCACCAUCCCCAAGGCCAUGAUCAAUUCCCUCUUGAACACCAGAGAGAUUUCAUAUGCUGGGUGUGUGGCACAAGUGUAUUGUUUGUUCUUUUUCUUGAUAUCAGAUUUGUUCCUCCUCACGGGCAUGGCAUACGAUAGGUAUGUUACCAUUUGUGACCCACUACACUAUGAAACAGUGAUGGAUAGAAAGACCUGCAUCCAGAUGGCUGCUAGUGCAUGGGUGGCUGGUCUUAUUUAUUCAGCCUUACACACCGGAAGCACCUUUGCCAUCACCUUCUGUUCCAAUGUGAUCAACCAGUUCUUCUGUGAAAUCCCACAGCUGCUGAAAGUCUCCUGUGAUAACUUGUACCUCAUUGAAGUUGGAGUUGUUGCUUUCAGUGCAUUUAUAGUUUUCUUUUGUUUUGGGUUCAUCAUUGUCUCAUAUGUGAAAAUUUUCAAGUCGGUGCUCAGAAUCCCCACCACUCAGGGGCGGAGUAAAGCCUUCUCAACUUGCGUCCCCCACCUCAUUGUUGUCUCUUUGUUUAUCAGCUCAGGAAGCUUUGCCUACCUGAAACCAACUUCACGAUCCCCUUCAGAUCUGGAUCUAGUCGUUGCUGUAUUAUAUUCUGUGGUGCCUCCUUUGAUGAAUCCAAUCAUCUGUACCAUGAGGAACCGGGAUAUCAAAGCUGCCCUUAGGAAAAUGAUUCAUUUUGGUGUUUCUUCAAGGAAGAAAGCAAGUUUUACCCCAAUCAAUCUCAUUUCCAUGGUCAUGGGGGUGAAUUUUGAAAAUACAAUGCACUUGUAUAGGAAAAUGUCACACUGA
Molecule: messenger RNA, 1023 nt
Organism: Hemicordylus capensis (graceful crag lizard)
Lineage: Eukaryota; Metazoa; Chordata; Lepidosauria; Squamata; Cordylidae
Product: olfactory receptor 14A16-like
Exons: 1
Coding region: 1-1023 (340 amino acids)
Biological process (GO): G protein-coupled receptor signaling pathway
Cellular component (GO): membrane
Molecular function (GO): G protein-coupled receptor activity; odorant binding; olfactory receptor activity
Source: RefSeq, a predicted model, not a curated record